UUUUAUCUUGCUAUCGUCAUAAGAAGACCAGAACAUAUAUAUUUUAAUAUAAAUAAAAUUGUUUUAACAAACAAAUCCCCCUUGACUUUAGAUAUGCAAAAGAAAUUUUGCGGUAAAAUUAAAAGUACAAAGAUAUCAAAACACGCAUCAAAGUAUCAUGAUAAAGUAUCACUUUAAUUUUAAAGUCCUCGUUGUCUCUUACCAGAAUAUAAAGCUAACUGUAUUCUUAUCGCGACGCAUAUCAGGAACGCGAAAGAUGUCAUCUUGAUAUAUCCGCGAGAAAUUCAAUGGUCACCGCUGUGUGGCGACAAUGUUGACUUUAUUUACGUGGUACGCGGCUAUUAUACUAAUCGCGUAGAUAGAUGAAGCUAACUCUAGAAGUCCACCAGCGACAACUUCCUCGUAGCAUUGAAGCAAAACAACUCAAUUUGCUACCACAAUCCUUGUAACACAUUCGUAUCAUAGGAAACUGUGCCUUCGAAAUUCAAAUAAAAAUAUAAAACUAUUUUAUCAAAGGCAUGGAAAACCCGAUCCUCAAAUUGAUGAUUCUACAUCGUUAAAAUUGACCCUGUUGCGAGAUUAUGUUUGACAGGUGCGUUUCCGCCAAGCCACGUGCGCCGCGAAAAGGAUUUUAAAAGCCGCCAAUGAGAGAUACGCGACCAAUCGAGGACCCCGAAGUGCGAGGAGUGGUGGUAGCCGCACGUGGGAAGAACAAGAGAGAAAGAGAGACGGCGAUCGCUUCACUUAGCUAUUUCAUUACCUUCACUCGAUCCUUGGCCGCAGUGCACACGGAGCCGCGAUCACGUUUUGUUCCUCGCCGCGAAUGGUACCGAUUGGCGCGAUCUUCGCGCGCACGCGGACGAAUGGACCGCGCGUUACAUAAUAAAGAGAUCGAGUGAUCCAUUUGUCGAAGAAGAAUAACGCGAUCGCGGAUUUUGCGGAGAAGAAGCGACAGCCGGAGAACGAUCCGUAGGAACGUUGGAUCCAAGAAGAUCGUAUGUUCGUAGCUUCAAGACGAUCUUUGCAGGAUGUCGCGGAGAAUUAACGUCUGCGCCACGGUGCUGCUCGUCGUGUUCGAGCUGACCACGUCGGCUAUGGUCCUGCCGAGGCCACCGUCGUCGCCUAAUCACAUCCACCAGGAUCAGGAGCUGUCCGCGCGCAAAUCCCUCGAGGGCAAGUCCCUGCACGGCGACAUCCCGCGAAACACCAACGUGGAGAGACCCGAUACCGAGGACUACAGGCUGUUCGAGAUCGAGUUGCACAGCGCGGACGAGAUCGAGGCCGCGAAUCUGCAGGGUCUGAUGCGCACGAUGCUCAAGGAGGAGCAGCGGGCGCCGAACGAUGGCUACCCGAAUCCCGAGGUGAUCCCGAACUCGAUCCUCGGUGUGCGAGACAUGGGCCUAAGUCCGAAUUACCGCCUAGACACCUUCGACGACGAGAAGCGCGUGUCGCUGCAGCCGCCGAAGCUGCCAAGCCUCGACGAGAAGCUGUACUACCUGAAGAGCGGUCGGCCCAAGGUCUACGUCAACGUGCGGGGGCACAGCGGCUCCUUCCGCAAGGAUAUCGUCGACCCGUCGUCCACGGCGACCCCGAACGAAGGCGCGGUGGGAUACCUCAGGGUCACGCGACCCUUCGAGAGGCAGACCGAUUGGAAGACGCGGGACAAGAAGACUCGACCGCCUAAGAAGUUCGAUCGUCGCGUCGACGGUAUCGUUCUGAGGAGCGAAGACAUCGAGAAGACGAACGAUCAAGCGACGUUCUAUGGAGCGGACGAAUUGUCGACCACGGAGAAUUCCAUGGUUACGUCCAGCGAACUACCCAAACAGAUACCCGCGCCGCCCAGCAAAGGCUAUGGACGGAGUCUGAUGGCGCAGACCACACCUGUGCAAAGAUACGCGCUUAGGAGGACAGACAUCCUGCCGGGAUACGGCUUCAUCGAAGAAUGAAAUCGAGUAUUCCUGUGGAAACCAAAAAAUUAGCUUCGCCGAAAAGUAUGGAUUUAAUCGCGACCCUGAAGAUUUUCAAUCGCAUUUCAUCCUUGCUCGAAAGUACAAAAAGAGAUUGAUUCGACGACAUAUUUUGAAAGGAAAUGUUAAUUACGCAAUAAUCGUCGUUAACUCUAGAGUACUACUCAUACUAUUUUUCUGACAUUAAUAUUAUGCUGAGUGAAAAUUCAUCCACAUAAUUAAGCAUUUUUUUUUCCAUGAGAUGUUAAAGCAAAAUAUUAAAAUAACUAAACUAACACUAUUUUUAUAAAAAAAAAAAAUCUCAUUAUUUUAAACGGAAACUGUAUUAAACUUGAAUUAACGUCUGGCUCAAAAAUUUAUUCACAGUGGUACUCUAGAAUUAACAUUAAGUACGCAUAUUCCUUUUAUCAGAUUGUUAAUUGCUGUUUGUAUUACUUAUCGCAAAUAUCAUACGAAUAAUCGUUAAGAAGUUAGCUCUGUGAUUGCGUAAAAGAUAAUAUUUCAUCUUUGUAAAGUAAAUAUCAAGUUUUCAAAAUUUUCAAUAUUCAAUGUAAUGAAAAAAAUUCUAAUUCUUCUUUACAGACUUUUAAAGAUUUCAACAUAUGGAAAGACUUUAACGAUUAAAUAUAAAAAAGAUAGAAUUCCAAAAAGUGUUAAUUUUACAUCUACAUUGUGCAAAAAUUGAUCAUAACUUUUACUUUAGUUAAAAUCAAUUUGAGAAGAGCCAGAAUUCAUCAAUCUAGUUUCACUCAUUAUUGGAAACAAAAUAUUAAUUUUUUAUAGAUUAAUAAUUAUAUCUCAGAGAAAAUUUAACGUUGCAACGUUAAGUUUAACGUUCUAGUAUUAGCCUUAAGCUUAACUUAUGCCGAAUGUAACGACUCACGAUAAAAAUAUAUAAACAUUGUUAUUUAUACAGAUUAAUAUAUGUUUGUAAUAUACAUAUAGUUAACUAAUAUAGAAAAUUAAGAAAAUCUAUAGUAAUAUAUUAACUUGCACUAGUAAUAAAUAGGUGCGCAAACUAG
Molecule: messenger RNA, 2989 nt
Organism: Monomorium pharaonis (pharaoh ant)
Lineage: Eukaryota; Metazoa; Arthropoda; Insecta; Hymenoptera; Formicidae
Exons: 3
Coding region: 1029-1946 (305 amino acids)
Source: RefSeq, a predicted model, not a curated record